AGACCAUGGGGUGCAUUAAGAGCAAGGAAGACAAAAGUCCUACCAUGAAAUAUAGAACUGAGAAUACUCCAGAGACAAUUACUUCCCCUGUCAGCAAUUAUGGAUCUGAUUCAACCCAAGCUAAUCAGUCACCUGUAGUAAAAGGAUCAUCGAUUAAUUUUAAUAGCCAUUCCAUGACUCCUUUUGGUGGGUCAUCUGGUAUGACACCUUUUGGAGGAGCAUCUUCUUCAUUUUCUCCAGUGCCAUGUCCAUAUCCUAGUGGUCUAACAGGGGGUGUUACUGUUUUUGUGGCCUUGUACGAUUAUGAAGCAAGAACUAGAGAUGAUCUUUCAUUCAAGAAAGGUGAACGCUUUCAGAUAAUCAAUAAUACGGAAGGAGACUGGUGGGAAGCAAGAUCUAUUGCAACAGGAAAGAGUGGCUACAUUCCUAGCAAUUAUGUGGCUCCGGCAGAUUCCAUUCAAGCAGAAGAAUGGUAUUUUGGUAAAAUGGGCAGGAAAGAUGCAGAAAGAUUACUUUUAAAUCCUGGGAAUCAACGUGGUAUUUUUUUAGUCCGAGAGAGUGAAACUACAAAAGGUGCUUAUUCCCUUUCUAUACGUGACUGGGAUGAGAUUAGAGGGGAUAAUGUGAAACACUAUAAAAUUAGAAAACUUGACAAUGGUGGAUAUUAUAUAACAACAAGAGCACAAUUUGAAUCUUUACAAAAGCUGGUCAAACACUAUACAGAUCAUGCUGACGGCCUGUGCCAUAAAUUAACAACUGUGUGUCCAACUGUGAAACCUCAGACACAGGGUUUAGCAAAGGACGCCUGGGAAAUCCCUAGAGAAUCCUUGCGGCUGGAAGUUAAGCUAGGUCAAGGAUGCUUUGGCGAAGUUUGGAUGGGUACAUGGAACGGAACAACAAAAGUUGCAAUCAAAACUCUAAAACCUGGUACAAUGAUGCCAGAAGCUUUCCUACAAGAAGCUCAGAUCAUGAAGAAAUUAAGGCAUGAUAAACUUGUUCCACUUUAUGCUGUAGUUUCUGAGGAGCCUAUCUAUAUUGUCACUGAAUUCAUGACAAAAGGAAGCUUACUAGAUUUUCUUAAGGAAGGAGAAGGGAAAUAUUUAAAGCUUCCACAACUGGUUGAUAUGGCUGCCCAGAUUGCUGAUGGCAUGGCGUACAUUGAAAGAAUGAAUUACAUUCAUAGAGAUCUUCGAGCAGCUAAUAUACUUGUAGGGGAUAAUCUGGUGUGCAAAAUUGCUGAUUUUGGAUUAGCAAGAUUAAUAGAAGACAAUGAAUACACUGCUAGACAAGGGGCCAAAUUCCCAAUUAAAUGGACAGCACCUGAGGCUGCACUAUAUGGUCGGUUUACAAUUAAAUCUGAUGUCUGGUCAUUUGGAAUUUUGCUGACAGAACUUGUAACAAAAGGACGUGUGCCAUACCCAGGAAUGGUCAAUCGGGAAGUUUUAGAGCAAGUAGAACGUGGAUAUAGAAUGCCUUGUCCUCAGGGAUGCCCAGACUCUCUCCAUGAAUUAAUGAAACUGUGUUGGAAGAAAGAUCCCGAUGAAAGGCCAACGUUUGAAUACAUUCAGUCUUUCUUAGAAGAUUAUUUUACUGCUACGGAACCACAGUACCAGCCUGGAGACAAUUUAUAAAUUGAUGGCUUACAUCCCAUGCACAAAUAUGCCAAAUGUAGAGUACUUUUUUUUUAAAAAAAAUCCUUGCUAAUUGGAAGAACUCAAAAGAAGGCAAAUUGCAAUUUGCAUGUUCUUGUUAGCUGGCAAACUGGAAUUCUGAAAUACGGUUGCACAAAACCACUUUUUAAAGUGUUAUACCUAAAUGUAUCAAUGAUAUAUUUUUCUCCAAUAUUAUAUCAGGGUCCAAAAGAAAUACACUGAAAAAAAAAUGGGUGGUAAAAUUAGCAUUGCUAUAACAAGUGGAGCUGCUGAUUUCUUCUUUUUUCUUCUUCUAACAUUUAAGUCAUUAUUAAAGGCAACAUCAGCUAUUUAAAUAAACUUAUGAAUGGAAAUGGUCAAAGGAUAACAAAAUAGUUUAUGGGACCAACAAUACUAUUAUGUUAGAGUUAAGAGGGCUUUAAAUAUAAAGUUUUCUUCUAGGGCUCAUUUCCUCGGGUAGCUCUCAGCAGAUGGCAGCACCUGACCAACUUUCUCUGAGCUCAGAAGUUAGACUUGAUUAGUUUCAGGAAUACUGUGGCUGUAGACUAGAUAGGAAAAUGGAAAAAAUAUGGAUGAAGAAAAUGACAAAUUAACCCUAUAUUGUUGCCAAGAAAACUAUAUGGACAUGUAUUUGAAGACACCAGGAGUCAACUUCAACUCCAAAAAAAAUUACUUUUAAAGCAAGUAAUUUAUGAUAAACUUGAUUAAAUACUAGACCUCAAUAAUGGAACUGAAAAGCAUGUUGCACUGUGCUGAAACUUUAUAUUAAUAUAUCAUAACUGGAAAGUAGCAUAUUUUAUUUCUUACAUAGUUCAAUUAAGAAUGAAAUUAACUUCAUAAACCAUUAAUUCAUUUUGUAAUUAAGUUACUAGAGCACAAUGUUAAACCUGAAACUGCAAAAUGCAAUCAGAGGGAAAAGAUAGCAUCUUAAUGUUCAUGAUGUAGUGUUUCAAAGUUCCAAUUUCUAGUGAAACAUGUCCCGGGUUUUAAUUUUAAUUUAAUUUAAUUUUAGAAGGCACAUCUGAAAAAGCAAGUAAAGUGGCAAAUGCUUAUGAAGGUUCACCAAUUAAAAUGUUCAGGGAUUCACUAGAUUGCACAGCUUCUCUUUAUUAUGUACCUCUGUCAAAGUAUUUAUGAAAAAUACUGUAAGAUCUGAGAGCCCAUCAAUGGAACAGAUCUGAAUGAAAUGAACUUCUAUUUUGGCAGACAUAGCCCCCUCAUGCUAUUCUGGAACAUCCUCCAACCCCCACAAUAUACUUUGAUGGGAGGAUUGGUGUGCAUUGUUUCCCCAUUUUUGCAGUUCAGAGUUGUCAGAAUUCCAGAUUUAGCCCAAUGUAGGUAAGUGUUGGGAUAAUGAUAGCUGGACAGUACUCCAUCUUUCUAAUAAUGCACAGUGAUUCACAGUCAACUAGACAAUAAAUGGUUGCAUAGUGGUUCAUAAAACUCUUUAUAAAAGCAUCAGAUCAAAAAGCUGUUAUUAGAGUAGACUGAAUCCAUCUCCUCCUUGCAUUUCUUGGGAGAAGUUGGACUUUUCGUAGCCAUUAUGUAUAGCUUUAAACUAUAGGAACAGACCUUGCGCCUAAGCCAAAUUCAGCUAAUGAUAUUAAAACUGCACACAUACACUACUCGCAAGUAAAUUGGGGAGCAGGAGCUAUCAUAACCUCUAUCAUAUCAAGCAAUAAAAUCCUCUUGGCAUUUUAGAAUUUUUCACUCGAAACAAAUAUUGCACUUCAAAGCUUUUCUGUGAAAAUGAUUAUUAUUGCUAUCAGAAAAACCACACAUUUUAUUCUGGCGAAACUUAUAUGAACUUAUAAAAUUGUGCAAUCAAGUGGCAUUUUCUUUUCUCAUUUAUACAUCCCAUAACUAAAAUUUUUGAAAGGGCUCUAUGUAGCAAAUAAUACAGGAUUGUAAUUUCUUUUAUAUUCUGAAAUGGUAGUGCAGUUGUGUUUAUGUAAUAAUGCAUAUGCCAGAAAACUAGUCUGGUGUUAUUUGGAUUUUAAUUAAAAAUGCAACAAAUCAUUGUAACAAAUGUAUAGAAAGGAAAUUAAAAAACAGUAAUUUAAUGACUUUAUUGAAGAAAAAUAUGUAUUUUAAGCGUUAUACUUUCCAUGUUUGUUUUUCCUUGUUUUAUAGUGUAUUACCUCAUGUGAACAAAUAAUUCAACACAACACUUUUCUAUAUAUAGUAAUACAUGUAAAAGUGUGAUUAUUUUUAUAAAACAUGAUGUUGAAUUUGUUUCACAAGAUUGCUUUUGAAAUUCUAAUUACAAAAUUAUUUUUUAAGAAAAUAACGUGAUAAGUUCCAAGUUGCUUUGAAAUGAAACAAUCCUACAUAUACUUAUCUGAGACUAAGUUUAAUUUAACUAAAAGUAAUUGACUCCAUGAGACUUACAAGUUGACAUGCAUAGCACUGCUCCAUUUCUUUUUAUACUUCUUGAUCUUUAGAGAAUAUUCUGAAGUAUGUUGUUUUAUUAUGUAUUUGUUGGUAGAUUUCAACAGUCUACAGAAGACAUCAUCUUGCAGGUGCCAUGACUCACUUAGAAUAUUUUUUUUCUUGCCCUAGAAAUAUUAGAAAUUGUUUUAGUCCUUUCUCUGGAUAGGUUUGCAUAUCAAAAUAAGCCAAAGCAAGCAUGCUUUAUUAUUGCAUGGAUACUGAUACUUCUUCCGUCAGUAUAAGCAAAUCAAGAAACUUCUAAUAUUGAUUUAUUUAACCCUGCUAAGCUCAGGAUCACAAAUCAAGAAUUUGAAAUCAGAAAUUAUUCCCGAUUUUCAUUUUUGGCUGAUUAAAAUAUAAAGCAUCAAAGAUCCUGGCCUAGAAGCAAUUAAAUAAAGCAUGAUUAAGUUUUCUUGAUUUGUUUAACUGGUAUCUAAUAGCAGAAGGAUCUAAGCCAAACUGUGCAUGAGCACACUUCUUCUUUCCCAGAAAGUCUCUUUCCCCUGUAUGAAACUGGAAUGCUAUUUCUUUAAAAUGCACUGGCAUCUUCCAUUAAAUAUUGGAAAACACUAACCAUUACAUGUGCAUAAGGCACUUUGUUAUAUUUGCUGACAUUGUAAAUGUGUGCAUAAGGCACUUUGUUACUUUACAAACACAAUUGAUAUGCAUACAUCUCAUGGUCUUUGGGAUUAAGUGUCUCUGUUUAGAAAUUUUGGUGGAUAUUGUAUGAUGGGCCCUCACCAAAACUAAAACAAAAAAUCUUAAAAGAGCUGAAGUAUGUUUCCCCAAUCUUGAAGACAAGUGAAGGGAUGGGAAGGAGCUACCUAUAACAAUGUUAUAGUAAUUUCAAGUACAGAUCUUGGAAUUUCGUCUUCCUGAGCUAUGUGAUUUGUUGAUUAACUGUUGGGAAAGUACUGUAGCCCCCUUUUGCCUGGGUGGUAAUUUUCCUACUAAAUUAAUUGUCCUUUAUUGGACUGGGAGCAAUAAAAGCACAAUUUCUGCACAUUUUCAGUUAGAAAUAAAGGGAGCCACAAUUUUCUGAUAUGGCUCCUAGUUUCAUUGGAACUUUCAAUCGGAAAGUCCAAUAUAAUCUCAAAUUAUUUUUUGUGAAUUUUAUUCCAUGCCUUCUCACAAUCUUAUUCUUCUGUCAAUACUGUACAGCAUGACCCAGCAUCUCCAGUAACACUGUAUUUUUUUAAAAAAGUAGAAUUACUAGAACAAUUUUUAGAAUAUAAAUGCAAAUUUAUUACAUUUUCAAUUCCUAUGUUUAUUGAAUUUUCA
This is a messenger RNA of Ahaetulla prasina, 5366 nucleotides long. It is a transcript of the gene YES1, whose product is annotated as YES proto-oncogene 1, Src family tyrosine kinase. NCBI's taxonomy places the organism in Eukaryota, Metazoa, Chordata, Lepidosauria, Squamata, Colubridae. Gene Ontology annotation, cellular component: extrinsic component of cytoplasmic side of plasma membrane. Gene Ontology annotation, molecular function: ATP binding; non-membrane spanning protein tyrosine kinase activity; signaling receptor binding. Gene Ontology annotation, biological process: cell differentiation; cell surface receptor protein tyrosine kinase signaling pathway; protein phosphorylation. The record is from RefSeq and is a predicted model, not a curated record. Bases 6 to 1631 code for a protein of 541 amino acids. The transcript has 11 exons.